AUGCAGCGCGCCUUUCACUCCCUCCGAGUGCGCGCCUUCUCCACAUCGGCGCGGCGUCACGAGAUCAAGGAUGUUGCAUCUCUGGCGACGCGCUUGAUUCCCAAGUACCAAGAGUCUUCCGAGGGCGAGCUGCUCUCUCUGCAGUGGCCGGCACCACUGCGCAAUGUCCUGAUCGUGCGAAAGGACUGUGCCCCGGCGGUGACAGAUUCCCUCGUGGAGUUUGCAAAUCACAUCUCCUCUACAUAUCCGUCCAUCUCCGUGGUCCUUGAAUCCAAGACCGCCAACGAAGUCCAUUCGUCCUUACCAUUCCCCGUCUAUUCGGCCUCGUUGGACGAUCGACCGACUGCCUUUCAUGAUAAGGUCGACCUCACUGUGACCCUGGGGGGAGAUGGCACGAUUCUACACGCAUCCUCGCUCUUCGCGACCUGCUCCAACGUCCCGCCGGUCUUGUCAUUCAGUAUGGGAACGUUGGGAUUCUUGAGUGAAUGGAACUUCUCCGAAUUCAAGCGGGCCUUUCGGGAAGUUUACAUGUCCGGGGCUGGCGGCGGGGACCGGGCACCCGUAUUGGACCGUAUCGAAAAGACUGCGGCCCAAGAAGAGCUGCGGAUGGGCCCUACCGGCUGGUCUUCGGUCCGGGGCAAGUCAAUGGGCUCGACCCGGGGUGCCCGCAUCCUGAUGCGCAACCGAUUGAAGGUCGGGCUGUUUACUGCCGAUGGGCAAGAGACGACGCCGGUUCGCGGCAAGACCGACCAUGGACAGGGCGUCUACGUGAUGAACGAGCUGCUCAUCCAUCGUGGCAAGGAGCCACACCUGGCCGUGGUGGACGUGUACGUCGGGGGCCGGUACCUGACCGAAGCGGUGGCCGACGGCAUCAUCAUCUCGACGCCGACAGGGAGUACUGCCUACAGCCUGAGCAGCGGCGGGAGCAUCGUGCACCCGCUGGUGCCCUCGAUUCUCCUCACGCCAAUUUGCGCGCGCAGUCUCAGCUUCCGGCCUCUAGUGCUGCCAUCCAGCACACCCAUCACCUUGCGGCUCAGCGAGAAGAACCGCGGACGGGAGCUAGAGGUCAGUCUGGACGGCGUCAACCUGGGCCAAGGGAUGGCGGUCGGCAUGGAGGCCCGAGUGUGGAAUGAGGAGAUGCGGCACGGCAAGAAUGAGUGGCAGGGCGGCGUACCCAGCGUGAUGCGGCGUAGUAUGGGCGGCGAGGCGCAUGAGGGCUGGGUCGGGGGGUUGAAUGGGCUGUUGAAGUUCAACCAUGCAUUUGGCGAGGACUCCUCCUCUAACACCUGUGGCAGCCCCAUGUAUACGCCGGAUCAGUUCAUGAAUCCAGGCCCAGCCCCGCGCCCGCCGGGGGAACGCCCCAAGUUGACGCUGCCCACCAGCAACAGCAAUGUGGCCACCUCGUUCAACCAGAUGUCUCUGAAUUCGCCCUCAACCCCCGGAUCCGCCAACUUGUCACUGUUUCCCAACACCAGUAGCCCAUCCCUCACGCAGACCAGGAGCCAGCAGAGGGGCGAAGGCGGGUUCGCAAUCAUCAAGGAGGGAUACGUCCGCUGCAAAGAAGACAAGUUCUUGGCCACUUGGAAUCAACGCUAUUUGAUCCUGCGGGAAUACAAGCUGGAAUUCCUCAAAAAUGAAACGGGCAAAGUGGCCAUCUCCUUCCCGCUCUCGACGGUGACCGCCGUGUCGCGUUCCGAGGACACCAAGAUGGCUUUUGAGAUCACGCGGUUGGCCAACCCCAAAGACGCUCAAUCCAAAACUGCCCUGAUCACCCGCGACCUGCCAACCAAAACUAUCACCUGUGAGGUCAAGACGGAUGAUGAGAUUUAUGAGUGGAUAGACAAGAUCUAUGAGCGCUGUCCGGGCAUGGGCGGGGUCAGCAACCCGACCAACUUCAGCCAUCGGGUCCAUGUUGGCUUUGAUCCGCAGACGGGCGGCUUUGUUGGCCUACCUCCAGAGUGGGAGAAGCUGUUGACGGCCUCUGCCAUUACCAAGGAGGAUUACAAGAAGAACCCCCAGGCGGUCAUUGAGGUGCUCGAGUUUUACUCCGAUAUCAAGAUGCGGGAACAAAACCCGCAGUACUAUGCUGGAAUGGGUGGCGCUCCGGCUGGUCAAGGAAAGCCGUACGGCAAUAACACAGUCGGCAGCUCGAUCGCGCCGCCACGACCUCCCCCGCCAGGGCCUCUUCAGCGUCUGGACAGCGGACAAUCCAAGCAGUCGACCGACGGCUCUAUGCGCUCGGCCACCUCUUCUCCCGGGCAAUCAUCGAAUAACUUGGAGUCUGACCGUGCAAUGGAACAGCAGCAGCAAUUGGAGCGUAUGAAGGAGUUGGCCGAGCAGGAGCGUCGCCGAGUAGCAGAGGAGGCUCGUCUGAAGGAGGAGCAGGAUGAAUAUAAUGCCUCGAUUCCAAAGACACGAACACCGAUGGCCAAGCAGGAGCUCGGUGGCUACGGCGGAAGUGAUGAUCGCUAUAAACCUAGCCGCCCAGCUCCGCAGGCUCCCGGUGGAGGAGCUCGUGGCCCUCCUCAGGGCCAGCUGACUGCGCAGCGUCCUGCACCGCCGCCCCCAUCUUCUUCGCAGAAUCCAUAUGGGCAACCUCCCCGAACCCCUGGUGGUGGAUCCCGCCCCGAUGACCGCCAGUAUUCUCCCAACGACCCUCGUGCUCAAGCAAACCGCCCGCAGAACAAUGGCAACAAGGGACAGCAGGCGCAAGGCCCACCGCCAACCCGGUUGCCGGCCCCUGUGCAACCUGUGAAGCCGCUCAACAUUGCCAACAAGAAUACCGGCAACAAGCAGACGCCUGAUGGCGUCCGCCAAGCGGAAGCCGCCUUGACCAAGAAGCCGGAGCCCCGGCAGAAGGAGGUGCGCAUGUCGGCCAUGUCGGAGAACGAGGUUAUGGAUCGGCUGCGGGCAGUGGUGUCCAAGGACAACCCAAAUGACUCGUAUAGCAAGCAGCGCAAGAUUGGCCAGGGUGCGUCUGGGUCCGUGUACGUGGCACGCGUUAAGGAGCACGCGACCUCGUCUGUGGCACACGAACUCUACCGGCAGUACGGCCCUCGGUGCCAAGUGGCCAUCAAGCAGAUGGAUCUGCGCAGUCAGCCCCGAAAGGAAUUGAUUGUCAACGAAAUUAUCGUCAUGAAGGACAGCCAGCACCCCAACAUUGUCAAUUUCCUGGACUCCUUCUUGCAGGAGCAGAGCAAUGAGCUCUGGGUCGUUAUGGAAUUCAUGGAAGGUGGCGCGCUGACCGAUGUGAUCGACAACAACCAAGUGAUUCAAGAAAAUCAGAUUGCAGCAAUCUGCGCUGAGACAUGUAAGGGUUUGGCCCACCUGCACAGCCAGAACAUCAUCCAUCGCGAUAUCAAGAGUGACAACGUCCUGCUCGACCGCGCCGGCCACGUCAAGAUCACCGACUUCGGCUUCUGCGCCAAGCUGACUGAGUCGAAGAGCAAGCGCGCCACGAUGGUCGGCACGCCCUACUGGAUGGCUCCCGAAGUUGUUAAGCAGAAGGAGUACGGCCCCAAGGUGGACUGCUGGUCGCUGGGUAUCAUGGCCAUUGAGAUGAUCGAGUCCGAGCCGCCAUACCUGAACGAGGAGCCGCUGAAGGCACUGUACCUGAUCGCUACGAACGGCACGCCCCGUCUGAAGAAGCCCGAGAAGCUGAGCAAGGAACUCAAGGCCUUCCUGAGCGUUUGUCUCUGCGUCGAUGUCCGCAGCCGUGCCACGGCGGACGAGCUCCUGGCCCAUGAAUUCCUGCAGACUGGCUGCAGUCUGGCCAGUCUGGCUGAGUUGCUGCGGUGGAAGAAACCCAGUGGCCAGUAA
This is a messenger RNA of Penicillium riverlandense, 3819 nucleotides long. RefSeq names its product Protein kinase. The record is from RefSeq and is a predicted model, not a curated record. Gene Ontology annotation, molecular function: ATP binding; protein serine/threonine kinase activity; NAD+ kinase activity. Gene Ontology annotation, cellular component: cytoplasm. Bases 1 to 3819 code for a protein of 1272 amino acids. The transcript has 5 exons. NCBI's taxonomy places the organism in Eukaryota, Fungi, Ascomycota, Eurotiomycetes, Eurotiales, Aspergillaceae. Gene Ontology annotation, biological process: regulation of MAPK cascade; NADP+ biosynthetic process; intracellular signal transduction.